AUGUCUGCCCCCACACGACAGCUCGGCCGGAAUGGCCCCCAAGUUACUGGUAUUGGUCUGGGGCUUAUGAGUUUUGCAGGCUGGUACGGCCAGCAGGACACUAGUGUUGAGUCGUCUCUAAAAUUCCUCGACAGAGCUCAUGAGAUUGGCGAGCGGUUUUGGGAUACCGCAGAUGCCUAUACUGGUAGUGAGCAGAGAGUUGGUGAAUGGUUCAAGAGAACAGGCAAACGAUCGGAUAUUUUCCUAGCGACCAAGUUUGCCAUCAAGGCGAAUCCAGAUGGAACACGAACAAUCUCCAACGAGCCGGCAUGGAUCAAACAGGCGUGUGCUAACAGUCUGGAACGACUGGGAAUUGAUACCAUCGAUUUGUAUUAUUGCCACCGAGUUGACGAUAAGACUCCAAUUGAGCAUACCAUCCAAACAAUGGCAGAGCUGAAAAAGGAGGGCAAGAUCCGACACAUUGGACUGUCUGAGUGUUCAGCAGCAACUAUUCGCCGUGCUCAUGCUGUCCAUCCUAUCUCAGCAUACCAAGUCGAGUACAGCCCUCUAUUCCUGGAUAUUGAAUCUGACAAGACGGAGAUUCUGAAGACUUGUCGCGAACUGGGGAUCACUGUAGUUGCUUACAGCCCAGUUGGUCGAGGUCUUUUGACGGGAUCAAUCAAAUCGCUCAGCGACUUGCCUGAGAAAGACUGGCGCCGAGGAGUACCCAAGCUCAUGGACAACUUCCCCAAGAUUAUGGCUCUGGUAGACAAGAUUCAGUCCGUGGCUCAGAAACACAACGCGACACCUGCUCAAAUUUGUCUGGCGUGGGUGGCGGCGCAAGGUGAAGACAUCAUUUCCAUCCCUGGUACUACGACGAUCAAGUACCUGGAAGACAACACGAAUGCUCUCAAAAUCAAGUUGACGGACGAAGAGAUCAAGGAGCUGAGAAAGUUUGCAGAGGAGACGGAGUUGCCUGGAGAGCGGUAUCCAAAGGGAGCUUCCACCACAUUGUUUGCGGAUUCUGUACCUUUGAAAUAA
Molecule: messenger RNA, 1020 nt
Organism: Pochonia chlamydosporia 170
Lineage: Eukaryota; Fungi; Ascomycota; Sordariomycetes; Hypocreales; Clavicipitaceae
Product: aldo/keto reductase
Exons: 3
Coding region: 1-1020 (339 amino acids)
Cellular component (GO): cytoplasm
Source: RefSeq, a predicted model, not a curated record